Puntigrus tetrazona (Sumatra barb) is the source of this 1787-nucleotide messenger RNA. It is a transcript of the gene tbp, whose product is annotated as TATA box binding protein. Gene Ontology annotation, molecular function: DNA binding; RNA polymerase II general transcription initiation factor activity. Gene Ontology annotation, biological process: DNA-templated transcription initiation. The transcript is spliced from 8 exons. Bases 211 to 1119 code for a protein of 302 amino acids. The record is from RefSeq and is a predicted model, not a curated record. NCBI's taxonomy places the organism in Eukaryota, Metazoa, Chordata, Actinopteri, Cypriniformes, Cyprinidae.
CCCAUAAUGCACCGGAAGCGCAUUAUUAAGGUCGGCGGAAGUUGUUGUGAAAUCUCAUGUUUUGCGCGCUCCCUGCGCUUCUGGAAGUAUUCUGCACGAACUGAUUGCCAGUCUGGGGGAUUCUGUAAUUAACGGCCUUCUGGAGCUAUUGGAGUCUAUAGGCUACUCCUGAAAUCACCGUUUAGUUGUUUUGCUUCAUAAACCGUCAACAUGGAGCAGAACAACAGCCUACCUCCUUUCCCUCAAGGGCUGGCAUCUCCGCAGGGAGCCAUGACGCCUGCCCUGAACAUUUUCAGUCCCAUGAUGCCGUACGGCACGGGUCUUACGCCGCAGCCCGUGCAAAACACCAACAGCUUGUCCCUCCUGGAGGAGCAGCAGCGGCAGCAACAGCAGCAGCAACAACAGGCAGCCUCACAACAGCAGGGUGGGAUGGUGGGAGGUUCAGGCCAGACACCGCAGCUCUACCACUCGCAGGUCUCCACCACAACAGCACUGCCAGGCAACACGCCACUUUAUACCACACCUCUCACCCCUAUGACGCCCAUCACUCCCGCCACACCGGCAUCAGAGAGCUCUGGCAUCGUCCCACAGUUACAGAAUAUUGUAUCUACUGUAAACUUGGGCUGCAAACUUGACUUGAAGACGAUAGCACUUCGAGCCAGAAAUGCUGAAUAUAAUCCAAAGCGUUUUGCUGCCGUCAUCAUGAGAAUACGAGAACCCAGAACAACAGCGCUCAUCUUCAGCUCUGGGAAGAUGGUGUGCACAGGAGCGAAAAGUGAGGAACAGUCCCGAUUGGCAGCCAGAAAAUAUGCCAGAGUGGUGCAGAAGUUGGGUUUUCCUGCCAAAUUCUUAGACUUCAAAAUUCAGAACAUGGUUGGCAGCUGCGACGUCAAGUUUCCCAUCCGAUUAGAAGGCCUGGUGCUUACACACCAGCAGUUUAGCAGCUAUGAACCAGAGUUAUUUCCGGGAUUAAUCUACAGAAUGAUCAAACCCAGAAUCGUCCUUUUAAUAUUUGUUUCAGGAAAAGUUGUACUUACAGGUGCAAAGGUUAGAGGAGAAAUUUACGAAGCAUUCGAGAACAUAUACCCUAUCCUGAAAGGAUUCAGGAAGACUACGUAAUCUUGUUCUGUUAUCGCCGGUAUAUUUACAUCCUGAGCCCACUGGUAUGUCUGGGGUGACCGACUCAGUUUUAUUUACUUUUGUAAGCCUGUAAAUAUGAAGGACACAUUUUCUUCACUCAGAAAGUGAACCGAUUUGAGGGUUAAAGUUUUAACUUUUUUUUUUCCACCUACCACUUGGUUUUCAAAAUACUGUUUUAACUAUGUCCGGACAUUUUAAUGUUUUGAAUUCUUUUAUGGUUUUAAAAUUGUUAAUUUCAUACUUUUUACACAUUCCCUUUAUUAGCAGAUUUUAUGUAUUAUUGUUGCAUUACUGAUUGUCAGUGAGAAGAAUUGGUCCGUAGCAAGCAAUGGCGAUGUUGAUCAGCGCAAGGGAACCGUUUUGUUUGGAGGAGUGCAUUUUGAUUGUUUUUCAACAAAGCUUUGCAAACAAGUUUGUGGAUCAAUUUUUUUUUUUUUGUUGAAGUUGUCAUGUGGAUUUGGCCUUUAAGUUCCAGUUUUCAAAUAAGAAUGGUUGAUGGAUCUAAUGAUUUAAUUGCCAUGUCAUUGUUCGAUGACUGUAGAUCCCCUGAUAGCCCCAUGUAAAGCACUGACAUCUUAAUUUAAUACUUUUUGCUAUGUAACUAAUUUACUUUGCUACAUUGCAAAUAAAUAUGUUUGGCAACUUCA